CUCAGCAUUGCAGCCCUCCUGCCUCAUCCUUUGGCUCCUGGACCUCCCAGCUCUCCAGCGGCAUGGCCUUCUCUGGCAAGUAUGAGAUCGAGAGUGAGAAGAACUACGAUGAGUUCAUGAAGCGCCUGGCACUCCCCAGCGACGCCAUUGACAAGGCCCGCAACCUCAAGAUCAUCUCGGAGGUGAAGCAGGACGGCCAGAACUUCACCUGGUCCCAGCAAUACCCCGGGGGCCAAUCCAUCACCAACACGUUCACCAUCGGCAAGGAGUGCGACAUAGAGACCAUCGGGGGCAAGAAGUUCAAGGCCACUGUGCAGAUGGAGGGGGGGAAGGUGGUGGUGAACAACCCCAACUACCACUACACCGCGGAGAUUGUGGACGGCAAGCUGGUGGAGAUCUCCACUGUCGGAGGCGUGAGCUACGAGCGUAUAAGCAAGAAGCUGGCAUGAGCUAGUGGGCAGGGCUCUGAGGGGGCCACAAAGCCACAAAUAAACCUGGUGUAACAGUAGA
This is a messenger RNA of Phacochoerus africanus (Common warthog), 510 nucleotides long. It is a transcript of the gene FABP6, whose product is annotated as fatty acid binding protein 6. The record is from RefSeq and is a predicted model, not a curated record. Gene Ontology annotation, biological process: fatty acid transport. The transcript is spliced from 4 exons. Bases 63 to 449 code for a protein of 128 amino acids. Lineage: Eukaryota; Metazoa; Chordata; Mammalia; Artiodactyla; Suidae. Gene Ontology annotation, molecular function: fatty acid binding. Gene Ontology annotation, cellular component: cytosol; nucleus.